AUGAGAUUGCAUCUGUCUUUACGAAGUCGAAAAGCUAUUGGAUUUGAUGGAUUAAACUGUGAAAUUUGGCAGCUACUGGCUUUUUUGGACAGUUUGCAGUCAACACUUCGCACUUCUGGUUUUAACGAAACUAGCGUUUCUGAAGUUAUGCAAGCUAUGCAAGUGUUGGCAAAAUAUAACAUAAUGGGUCUAGGACUUGGCCUUGGUGUUGCUGCUAUGGCGCAAUUGCGAGGAAGUGAAUCAUCCAAUGUACAGCCAUCGAUUAUGCCUUCUCAGCGAUUUGAUGGUUCAUCUGCGACACAGAAUAGUGGUGUGGAUAAUUCAGAUCGCCAUUUUGGGAGUCACACUGAUGUCAAUAAAAUGUUGGAUGAUGUGUUAAGGUGGAUAUCAGAUAUAUCAUGUAUAUACAAGUUAUAUGCGGCGCGAAGUAAUCGUAUUACUCCAUUAUUUGCUGCAAGUUUUCCACAUAAAUUCGUAUUUUUCUGUGGGUGGUUAUCUUUGCACAUUAAAAUAGAAAAUCAUUUAGAGAACGAUGGGUCUUCAGCAGCAGCUGCAUUUUUUAUUGAUUUUAUUCCAAAGCUCAAACUGUGUUGUUCGAAUUCAUUAGGGUUAAAUUCUCUUAGCGGAGUUGGUGGUGUCCUUAUCGAUGUCCUCAGUCAAAGUAAAGUUGGUGGUGGAGCGCCGAGUGGGCCUAACUUCGCAUCGACUGUAAUAAAAGAAAAGCUUGUGGAUGCUGAUCAUGUUGAACUUGAAGUACUGCUUGCUUAUGUAGCUAUGAUUUUAUUGUUUCGAGUUCCUGAUGCCAUAGUAGGUGCUGUUUUGGGUCCAAAAGCAAAAACUUUGGCGGAAAUACAACAUUUGAGUGGAUGUAAGGUGGAAGUCCAUAAGCGUGGACCAGUUGCUGGACAAGGAAAUCGUUUAAUAAGUUUAACUGGCAGCGCAGAUUCCAUUCGUAACGGUCGGUUAAUGAUCGAAAAAGUUAUCAAUGAUGAACAAGCACGUCGUAAUCAGCAAGGUCAUCAUAGUCGUGGAUCAUUUAUCUAG
Molecule: messenger RNA, 1044 nt
Organism: Dracunculus medinensis (Guinea worm)
Lineage: Eukaryota; Metazoa; Nematoda; Chromadorea; Rhabditida; Dracunculidae
Source: the annotation of a GenBank genome assembly